AUGGUUUUGAAGAAGGUGACCCCUGACGACGUUCACAGCGAUUUUGACGUUGAACAUGUCAUCCAAAACGCAUCUGUCUCUGACAAGAUAUCUCUACUCUCCGGCCGAGACUUUUGGCACACGAACCCUCUCCCAGCAUUCAACGUUCCAUCCGUGCGUGUCAGCGACGGACCAAAUGGCGUGCGAGGAACCAAAUUCGUCGACGGCGUACCAGCAGCAUGCUUGCCCUGCGGUACCGGUCUAGCAGCCACCUGGGACCAGGAUCUACUAUACAAGGCAGGCGUACUGAUAGGCAACGAGUGUAUAGCGAAAGGCGCCCACUGCUGGCUCGGCCCUACAGUGUGUAUCCAGCGCUCUCCCCUCGGUGGCCGUGGCUUCGAGUCAAUGGCAGAGGACCCUUAUGCAACAGGCAAACUAGCUGCUGCCUACAUCAAAGGCGUGCAGUCCACGGGCGUCGUGUCGAUUAUCAAGCACUGGCUUGCGAAUGAUCAAGAGCACGAAAGAGUUGGCGUCAACGUGGUUGCCAGUGAGCGCGCGUUGAGGGAGGUUCAUAUGCUUCCUUUCCAGAUUGCGCUUAGUGAUGCGGCGCCUGGGGGUGUCAUGGCUUGCUACAAUAAAGUCAAUGGCAAACAUGUUUCGGAAAACAGGGAUUUUCUUGACUCUUUGCUCCGCGAAGAGUGGCAGUGGAAGGGUCUGAUCAUGAGCGAUUGGUUCGGGACCUAUUCUACUACCGAAGCCAUCAAUGCAGGACUGGAUCUCGAAAUGCCAGGACCAACGAGGCAACGCGGCCAGCUUCUCGACCUUGCCGUGUCAACCCGAAAGGUAUCCCGAUCAACCAUAGAUGCUCGAGCGCGAAAUGUCCUCGAGUUCGUCCAAAGAUGCACAAAGGUUCCCGUUGCGGCGGAAGAAGGAGGACGCGACUAUCCCGAAGACAGGCAGCUCAACCGAAAGCUCGCCGGUGACAGCGUUGUCUUGUUGAAGAAUGAGAAUAACCAACUUCCCCUCAAGCGACCUUUCAAAAGCAUUGCUUUGAUCGGACCGAACAUGAAGACCACUUCGUUCUGUGGAGGCGGCUCUGCGCAUCUUCGGCCGUACUACACUGUUUCUCCCUACGAAGGGAUCGUGGCCCAACUACCGCCUGAUGUCGAGGUACGAUACGAAGUCGGCGCUUCAGCAAGUGGGUGGAAUCCUCUCAUGCAGGGCGAAAUGAUGACUACGCCGGAGGGAUCGCCGGGUAUGCGAAUGCGCUUCUACAGUCAGGGCCCCAGUGUACCCGGCCGCGAGAUCAUCGACGAGAGCCAUCUGCCUGAUUCCUCUUGGCUACUUAUGGGCUACUCGCAUCCGAAGCUAGACAAGCUCUUCUAUGCAACUGUGGAAGGCGAUCUCGUCAUUCAAGAAACAGGGGUGUUUGAGUUUGGGCUCGCAGUCUAUGGAUCUGCGCGACUCUAUGUUGACGGUCAGCUCCUGAUCGAUAAUAAUCUUGUCCAGCGAGGUGGGACAUUUUUCUUCGGCAAAGGAACUGUCGAGGAAAAGGCUCAAAAGCGUCUUGUCCAGGGUCAGAAGUACCGCAUCACCGUCGAGUAUGAGAGCGCACCAUCUUCCAAGCUCGUCAAGCCAGGCGUGGUCAACUUUGGCGGCGGAGCGGGAAGAGUUGGUCUAGCGAGUGCAAUUGACCCUGAAAUCGGCAUCCAGAACGCCGUCUCAGCAGCGCUGCAGUCAGAUGUGACCAUCUUGUGUGUUGGGAUGACGAGAGAUCAAGAAUCUGAGGGCUUUGACAGGCCUCACAUGGAUCUUCCUAGAUCGCUUCCUCGACUUGCAUCAGCCGUGUUGGCAGCGGUUCCAGACGCCAUCGUGGUGACGCAGAGCGGCACUCCUUUCAACAUGCUCUGGGCUGAAAGUGCCAAGACUCAUGUACAUGCUUGGUUAGCUGGAAACGAGACUGGAAAUGGUAUUGCUGAUGUUUUGUUUGGCGCAACCUGCCCCAGUGGAAAACUCCCGCUUUCAUUUCCACGCCGCUUACAAGACACGCCCACGUUUUUGAACUUUGGUAGCGAGAGGGGACGUGUUAUCUAUGGUGAGGAUAUUUAUGUCGGGUAUCGGUACUACGAAAAGGUCGAUCGAGACGUGCUAUAUCCUUUUGGCCACGGUCUAUCUUAUACCACAUUUACCUACGACAAGCUGAACCUCGCAUCCUCCCACGUGAGCUUCGAGAUCACCAACUCUGGCUCCGUGCCUGGAGCUGAAGUAUCUCAGCUUUACAUCGCUGCCGACGAGGCAACGUCUUCAAUACAGAGACCUAAAAAGGAGUUGAAAGGUUUCAAGAAAACAUACCUGCAGCCUGACUCGGUUCCGGGAUAA
Molecule: messenger RNA, 2358 nt
Organism: Fusarium odoratissimum NRRL 54006
Lineage: Eukaryota; Fungi; Ascomycota; Sordariomycetes; Hypocreales; Nectriaceae
Product: beta-glucosidase K
Exons: 5
Coding region: 1-2358 (785 amino acids)
Biological process (GO): glucan catabolic process
Molecular function (GO): beta-glucosidase activity
Source: RefSeq, a predicted model, not a curated record